AUGGCUGCUUGAAAUUGUCCAAAAUGGCCGAGACAGAAACUGAUAAUAACAGUAUUGUACGGCCCGAAAAAAAUAAUAAGGGCACAGUGACUAAUAGUGGGCCCCGUCGUGUUACUAUAUAUAAAACUGAGACUGGCUUUGGUUUCAACGUUCGCGGUCAAGUUUCUGAGGGCGGGCAGUUGAGAUCGAUCAAUGGGGAACUGUAUGCACCUUUGCAGCAUGUUAGCGCAGUUCUGGAGCAGGGUGCAGCUGAGCAGGCCGGUAUUCGAAAAGGGGACAGGAUCCUAGAAGUCAAUGGGGUGAACGUUGAAGGCGCCACGCACAAGCAAGUUGUAGAUCUGAUAAAGUCGGGCGGCGACUGUCUCACUCUCACAGUCAUCUCCGUCACACAAAAGGAGGCGGAGCGGCUGGAGCCGUGCGAGGACGGCUCGGCGCCGGUGGGCGUGAUCGGCGGCGCGACCAACGCGCGCGCGGCCGUGUUCCAGCGCUACGACUACUCGGACAAGCGCUCGCUGCCCGUGUCCGUGCCCGACUACCGGCUGGUGAUGGAGCGCAGCUCGGGCCGCAGCUUCGUGGCCUUCAACGUGCACAUGGCCGGCCGCCACCUGUGCAGCCGCCGCUACCGCGAGUUCGCGGCGCUGCACGCGCUGCUGCGGAAGGACUUCGUGGGGUUCAACUUUCCAAAACUUCCGGGCAAGUGGCCGUUCACGUUAAGCGAGCAGCAGUUAGAUGCGAGAAGAAGAGGCCUCGAACAGUAUUUAGAAAAGGUGUGCGCAGUCCGUGUGAUAGCGGAGUCGGACGCCGUGCAGGAAUUCCUCACUGACUCCGACGACUCGUCAAACCCCUCUCCAGUCGAGCUGAAGGUGCUGGUGCCCGAGCGCGAGGUGGUGUCGGUGUCGGUGCUGAAGUCGACAAACGCAGACGACGUGUACCGCGCCGUCUGCGAGAAGAUCGGCCUCUCGAAAUCCGUGCAGAGCUACUUCUACCUGUUCGAAAUCGUCGAGUAUAACUUCGAGCGCAAGCUGCAGGCCAACGAGUGCCCGCACUCGCUGUACAUCCAGAACUACUCCACGGCGUCCAGCAGCUGCCUGGCCGUGCGCAAGUGGCUGUUCAGUCCCGCGCAAGAGCUGCGAGUCGUCAGCCAGGACGACCAGGCCGCCGCCUUCAUAUUCUGGCAGGCCGUGGAAGACGUGAACCGCGGCGUGUGCGUGGCCGGAGCGCGUCUCUACCAACUGAAAGCCCUACAGGAGGUGCGGCGAGCCCCGGACUACCUCGCGCUGGCUAGAACCUUGCCCGGCUACGGCGACAUAGCCUUUCCCCCGGCUAGAACUGAUUGCAGGGCUACACCAGUUGUCGCGGUCACUGUCGGCUGGAGCGGGCUGAAGCUGUCGGCGUGGUGCGAGGGCGACGCGGCGUGCGGCGCGGCGGCGGGCGUGGCGUGGGCCGACGUGCGCGAGUGGCGCGCCGACGACGACGCCGCGGCCGCGCGCCUGCUGUACCGCCGCCGCGAGCGCCCGCCGCGCGCGCUGGCGCUCUACACGCCCUACUACCAAUUUCUAUGCAAUUGCAUGGAUAGAAUAGCGGAGGAAGCGAACUGGGUCGACACCGGAGAAUAAGACACCGUCCCGCCUGGCGCCCUCUAGGAUAAGAUAACCGACGGUAUUACGCCAUUACACGCCGCCAUCUUGGAAAUAUCAAUUUUUUAUGCAAACAACAAAGCAAACAAAAAGAAAUCUUGUUUGUAUAAAAAAUUGUACGGUUUAAUUGUACGCAAAACAUGUAACAGUUUGUUUCUGAGUGGGUAGCUUGAGAUUUAUUUCGGAUUCGAUCGCGUGAAAGUUAAGUUCAGAAAUCUUAUCGGCUGUCUUAGCCGGCCCUACUGCGUCGCGUCGUCCGACCUAGUCGUUCGUUAGCUCGGCUCCUAAGAAGCGUUGCAUGAUGUUACCGUAACUUUCCUCAAGAAUCGAGCUACCGAAUGCAAAAUAAAAAAAGAAGAGAUUAGCGUGUUCAAACAAACAAAAAACAAACUCUUUAAGUUUGUUAUUAUAUUAUAUUGAUAAAAAUAUGGCGAAAUACAUAAUGUUGUCAAUUUAAUGUAAUGUUUUGUGUACAAUUAUUGACAGGUAUGGAUAUUUUUAUCAAAAUGGUGGCGUCAAGAUCCUUUCUAGUUUACGUGUCAUAUAUAGGGUGUCCUUAUUUAAUGGGCAGUUUGGGGAACUUUUAAAACUAUAAUAACUCUGGCUCAUAGCUGUAUUUGCUGUGUUUUUAUCAAUUUACUAAUACUGACUAUUUGUUUUGUUGAUUUUGUAUUUUCUACAUACCGAAGACAACAAUUUGUAGUUUAAAUACCAAGUUAAUUCGUACACAAAAUCUUCUUAAAUCGGCUAAAUACCACGAUCGUGCUCGGGAAAUUAAUAGUUAUGGAAAGUCGAUUCCUGAUAGACAGUUAUUAUACCACAAUUUAAUAAAAGUUAACAUUUAAAAGGUUCUCAUUCUGUUCCAGUUUAAAAAGCACACGCUGUAUAACUAUGGUAAUGAAUGUGAUUGGUUUUUAACUAUUAAUUAAUAUUAUUGGGAAUAUUUAGACGAUUUAUUAUUAUUAAAUAUAUAUAUUAUAUAUGUCUUUAUGUAUGUAUAGAUAUGUAUGUCUGUGGUUCGAAGGGUUGCCAUUCGAACCGUGACACUGUGAUAGGUUUUGUUUUUAAAUAUUUUAUUUGUAAAUCUUAAAUUUAUUGGAUUUGAAGCACGCGUUACUCGCGGAAGUCCGUUAUGUACAAUGAAUAUAAAGGUUUAAUUAGCAUAUUCCGCAACAACCAGACAGAUCCGUGUGAUGUUAUUUAUAUAUCGAAGGCAUCUUGGAAAGUGUCACUAAUGCUGUUUAGAGUAAUGAUUAUAAUUUCAAAUAACGUUUAUUUCAAACGCCGCGACUUGUGGUUACCGCGGAUCAGAUUAAAAUGGUCUAACUAUGGCGACUAAGGGAUGAUAACGGAGAAACCGUCCGUCCAGCGUGGUGAUUAUCUUUAAGUUCCCAUAGGAACGGGACCUACUGUCAGACUGAGCCAUAGUUAAGCGUGGAUGUAUAAGGCGAGUACAUAGAUUUUUUGCAUUUUUUUAAAAGAAUGUAACAUUAUAUUUUAAAAAUUUUAUACUUGUAUGUUUGUAACAUCAUAUUAUUAAAAUUUAUUUAUGUGUGUUUUAAACAUACCAGUUAUAAUUAAUAGAUUCAAAUUUAUAUGUCAACUUCAAUAUUUAAAUAUAUAAAUUACACUGCACAGAUUUGUCUAGAUUUUGGCCAUAAAGUAAAAAAAAUUUCAUUGUAUUAAAUAUAUGGGACAAAUGGAAAGCUGAAAGAGGGUAGUUUAUUUGAAUUUUGUAUUAUGAAAGUUCAAUCGGCAAAAACGUACGUUUGUUUAACGUUACGGUACGCAGUGUGGUGAAUAGGUCGAGGUAUAGGCAGUUAACUGUUAUAAAACUGCAAGUUUAACGCGCUUCCUUCUCAAACUAUAUCGCCCGUCAUCGGGGCCCCAACUCUGCUACUACAACUUACAUACCGUUUUUUUAAACUUAUGAAAAAAAAUUAAAAACCAAAAGCUUUUUUACAUUCAAAUAUUAUGUGCAAAACAUAUAGCAUUUUUGUAAUUGAUUAAUUAUUAUUUUAAAUACUGAAGAUUGUGUCAAAAAACAUAUUUUUAGCUUUAAAAUAGCAUCAUGGUUUGUUUGGGAUGUUAAAAAUGCUGUCAAAUGCCCUAUAGCGUAUCAGUUGUCGAUCAAACACAUGUCAUUUAUCGACCAC
This is a messenger RNA of Pararge aegeria (speckled wood butterfly), 3793 nucleotides long. RefSeq names its product sorting nexin-27 (gene Snx27). Gene Ontology annotation, molecular function: phosphatidylinositol-3-phosphate binding; protein binding. The transcript is spliced from 10 exons. Gene Ontology annotation, cellular component: early endosome. Gene Ontology annotation, biological process: intracellular protein transport; signal transduction. The record is from RefSeq and is a predicted model, not a curated record. NCBI's taxonomy places the organism in Eukaryota, Metazoa, Arthropoda, Insecta, Lepidoptera, Nymphalidae. Bases 24 to 1616 code for a protein of 530 amino acids.